Messenger RNA from Artibeus jamaicensis (Jamaican fruit-eating bat), 7956 nucleotides. It is a transcript of the gene PTPRZ1, whose product is annotated as protein tyrosine phosphatase receptor type Z1. The record is from RefSeq and is a predicted model, not a curated record. The transcript is spliced from 30 exons. Gene Ontology annotation, biological process: peptidyl-tyrosine dephosphorylation. Gene Ontology annotation, molecular function: protein tyrosine phosphatase activity; protein binding. The coding region runs from base 308 to 7273 and encodes 2321 amino acids. NCBI's taxonomy places the organism in Eukaryota, Metazoa, Chordata, Mammalia, Chiroptera, Phyllostomidae.
GGCGCCGCUGCGCUCGAAUCGUGGAGACCGCGGUCGCCGAAGCCAGCCAGCUAAGGGGACCGACGACUCCGGGCUGCCCGCUGACAGGCGCCUCGGCUAGUGGCUCCGGUUCCCACGACCACCACCGCGCGUCCUUUUCUCGAUUAAUAUUCUCUCUCCCUCCCUCCCUCUCUCUCUGUCUCUCACCCACCCACCCACACAAUCUGACAUCAAUCUAUACAUUGGAGGAGAAAGCAUUUCCUUUGCUCCCUCGCCCUCUGCACCCCCAGAACUGAACAGUGGUGGGGACCCCUUGGACCGACUGGAAAUGUUAAUCCUGGCGCGCUUCCUCGCUUGCAUUCAGCUCCUCUGUGUUUGCCGUCUGGAUUGGGCUUAUGGAUACUACAGACAACAGAGAAAACUUGUUGAAGAGAUUGGCUGGUCCUAUACAGGAGCACUGAGCCAAAAAAAUUGGGGAAAGAAAUAUCCAACAUGUAAUAGCCCCAAACAAUCUCCAAUCAACAUUGAUGAAGAUCUUACACAAGUAAAUGUGAAUCUGAAGAAACUUAAAUUUCAGGGUUGGGAUAAAUCGUCUUUGGAAAACACGUUCAUUCAGAACAAUGGGAAAACAGUGGAAAUUAAUCUCACUAAUGACUACCGUCUCAGUGGAGGAGUUUCAGAAACGGUGUUCAAAGCAAGCAAGGUAACUUUUCACUGGGGAAAGUGCAAUAUGUCAUCUGAUGGAUCAGAACAUAGUUUAGAAGGACAAAAAUUUCCCCUUGAGAUGCAGAUCUACUGCUUUGAUCCAGACCAGUUUUCAAGUUUUGAAGAAGCAGUGAAAGGAAAAGGAAAAAUAAGAGCUUUAUCCAUUUUAUUUGAGGUUGGAAUAGAAGAAAAUGUGGAUUACAAAGCAAUUAUUGAUGGAGUUGAAAAUGUUAGUCGUUUUGGGAAACAGGCUGCGUUAGAUUCGUUCACAUUGCUGAACCUUCUGCCAAACUCAACUGACAAAUAUUACACUUACAAUGGCUCGUUGACCUCUCCUCCCUGCACAGACACUGUUGACUGGAUCGUUUUUAAAGAUGCUGUUAGCAUCUCUGAGAGCCAGUUGGCUGUUUUUUGUGAAGUUCUUACAAUGCAACAGUCUGGUUACGUCAUGCUGAUGGACUACUUACAGAAUAAUUUUCGAGAGCAACAGUACAAGUUUUCUAGGCAGGUGUUUUCCUCUUAUACUGGGAAGGAAGAGAUUCAUGAAGCAGUUUGUAGUUCAGAACCAGAAAAUGUUCAAGCUGACCCAGAGAAUUACACCAGCCUUCUUGUUACAUGGGAGAGACCUCGAGUCGUUUAUGACACUAUGAUUGAGAAGUUUGCAGUUCUUUACCAGCAGUUGGAGGGCGAAGACCAAACCAAGCAUGAAUUUUUAACAGAUGGCUAUCAAGACCUGGGUGCUAUUCUCAGUAACUUAUUACCCAAUAUGAGUUAUGUUCUUCAAAUAGUAGCCAUAUGCACUAACGGCUUAUAUGGAAAAUACAGUGACCAGUUGAUUGUCGACAUGCCUUCCAAUGACCUUGAACUUGACCUUUUUCCUGAAUUGAUUGGAACUGAAGAAAUAAUCAAGGAGGAAGAAGAGGAAAAAGACAUUGAAGAAGAUGCUCUUGUGAAUCCUGGCAGAGAGAGUGGCACAAAUCAAAUAAGAAAAAAGGAACCCCAGAUUUCCACCACAACAAACUACAAUCACAGAGGGACUCAAUACAAUGAGGCCAAGACUAACCAACCCCCAACAAGAGGAAGUGAAUUCUCUGGAAAGGGUGAUAUUCCCAACAAAUAUUUAGAUGCUACUUCCCAACCAGUCACCGAAUUAGCUCUAGAAAAGGAUGUUUCUUUGACUUCACAGACUGUGAUCAAUCUGCCACCUCACAUUCUGGAAGGCACUUCAACUUCUACAACUGUCAGAUUUCCACAGGUGAACUUGUCUGGGACUAUGGAAUCUUUAAGUACAGUUUCUGUAAGGGAAUUUCAAGAGGUAUCUACUGAUAUCAGUGAUGAUGAGCAUUUAUUGACCAAUUUUAAGCUUGAUACAGGAGCUGAUGAUUCUUCAGGCUCCAGUCCCACAACUACUGCUGUGCCCUUCAUCUCUGAGAUCAUAUCCCAUGGGUAUGUAUUUUCUUCAGAAAACCCAGAGCCAAUCACAUAUGAUGUCUUAACACCAGAAUCUAUGAGAAAUGUUUCAGAAGAUUCCGCCUCAUCAGGUUCAGAAGACUCUCUAAAGGAUCCUUCCACUGAUGGAAAUGUGUGGUUUCCUAGCACUACAGAUGUGAGGACACAGCCCGAUGUUGGAUCAGGUAGAGAGGACUUUCUCCAGACUAACCACACUGAAACACGCAGUAACAGAUCUGAGAAGAUAACUGAGUCCUCUUCUCUAGGCCCUCCGGUGUCACAGAGUCCCUCAGCCACAGAUAUGGAAAUGCCACAUUAUUCUUCCUUUGCCUACUUCCCGACUGAGGUAACACCUCAUGCUUUCACUCCAUCCUCCAAACAGCACGGUUCAGUUACCACUGUCAACAUGGUACACUCGCAGACAACUCAACCAGUAUACAACGGUGAGACACCUCUUCAACCUUCCUCCAGUAGUGAAGUCUUUCCUCUAGUCACCCCUUUGUUGCUUGACAGUCAGAUUCUCAACACUCCCGCUGCCGCUUCAAGUAGUGAUUCAGCCUUGCAUGCUACGCCUGUAUUUCCCAGUGUUGAUGUAUCAUUUGAAUCCAUCCUGUCUUCCUAUGAUGGCACAACUCUGCUUCCAUUUUCCUCUGCUUCCUUCAGUAGUGAAUUGUUUCGCCAUCUGUCUACAGUUUCUCAAAUCCUUCCACAAGUUACUUCUGCUGUGGAGAGUGAUAAGGUGUCCCUGCAUGCUUCUCUGCCAGUGGCUGGGGGUGAUGUACAAUUAGAGCCCAGCCUUGCUCAAUAUUCUGAGGUGGUGUCACAUCAGACCAUGACUCAUGCUGCUUCAGAGACACUGGAAUUUGGUGGUGGCGGAGCUGGUGUCCUUCAUAAAGCGCAUGUAUUUUCUCAAGUUGAGCCAUCCAGCAGUGAUGUCAUGACGCAUGCACAUUCUUCAGGGCCUGAACCUUCCUAUGCAUUAUCUAAUAAUGCAGGCUCCCAACCCCUCCUCACUGUUUCUUACAGUUCUGCAGUACCUGUGCAUGAUUCUGUCAAUGUGUCUCAUCAGGGUUCCUUAUUUAGCAACCCUAGCCACAUACUGAUGCCUUGGUCUUCGUUAAUAACGCCAACCACCUCAUUGCUGCAGCCCACUCAUGGCCUCUCCGGUGAUGGGGAAUGGUCUGGAACCUCCUCUGAUAGCAAAUUUCUUUUACCUGAUACAGAUGGUCUGACAGCCUUUAACAUUUCUUCACCUGUGUCUGUAGCUGAAUUUACAUAUCACACAUCUGUGUUGGGGUAUGAUAAUAAGCUGCUUUCCCAAAGUGACAUAAUAGAUGGAAAUCAGACUGAACUGCACAUUUCUUCUUUCAGUGAGAUGGGUUACCAUUCUGAAAGCACAGUCAUGCCUGGCCUGUACAAUAAUGUAAAUGGGUUGAAUGCAUCCUCACAAGAACCCCCCAUUUUCUUACCUAAUGCAAAGGACAUUCCUCCAGGCUCUCUUGCUUAUACUACCAAUAAACCUUUUGAUCAUAAGGUUAGUCAAGUUCCAGAAAAUAAGUUUUCAGUUCAACCUACACACUCUCUAUCGCAAGCAUCUGGUGAUACUUCUCUUAAACAUGUACUUAAUGUAAACUCAGAGUCAGCAUCCUCUGACCCUGCUUCUAGUGCAAGGUUAUCUCCUUCAACUCAACUCUUAUUUUAUGAGGCCUCACCUUCUUUUAACACUGAACUAGUAUUGCUGCAACCUUCUUUUCAGGAUUCUGAUGUUGACACAUUGCUUAAAACUGCUCUUCCAGCCGUACCUAGUGAUCUAAUAUUGGUUGAAACCCCCAAGGGUGAUCAAAUUAGUCCUACAGUAUCCCAUCCUGUGGCAGCAGAAUCUGCUUCAAGUGAAAACAUGCUGCAUUCUACACCUGUACCAGUUUUUGAUGUACCUCCUGCUUCUAAUAUGCCUGCUGCUUCACUUCAAGGUUUAACCAUUUCUUAUACAAAUAAGGAAUAUUUUGAACAAGUUUUGCUUAAAAGUAAAGGUUCCCAGCAAGUGAUGCCUUCAUUGUCUGGUAAUGAUAAGUUGUUCCAAACUGCCAGUUUGGACAUUAGCCAUGCUGUUCCCCCAAAAGAAAGGCAGGCAUUUGCUACUCCUGCUUUUUCUGUGGAUGGACCUCUGAAUACACCUAUAAAUGAGCUUGUGUAUUCUGAUGAAGUUUUCACUUCCACCAAGGGUUUCAUUGCCAAGGAGGUACUGGCUGGUACUCCAACAAUUGUUUCUGAUACACUUGUGACUGCUGAUCAUUCUGUUCCUUUAGGAAAUGUGUAUGAUUCCAUUACAGCUCUUUCUCCCAACAAAGAUGGCUCUGUUAACACAACCAAGUUGCCAUUUCCUUCUAAAGCAACUUCCAAGCCAACUCAUAGUGCCAGAUCUGAUGCUGAGUUAGUGGGUGGUGAUGACGAGGAUGUUACUGAUGAUUAUGAUGAUGAUGAUGGUGACAGAGAUAGAAAUGGUUUACCUGUAAAUAAGUGUAUGAUAUGCUCCUCCUAUAGAGAAUCCCAGGAAAAGGUAAUGAAUGAUUCAUACCCCCAGGAGAACAAUCUUGUGGAUCAGAAUAACCCAAUCUCACAUCCACUAUCUGAGAAAUCUGAAGAAGAAAAUAAAGUCACAGGUGUGCCCUCAGAAAGUCAGACUGAUAUGGACAGAAGUCCUAAUAAAUCACCAUUAACAAACAUGCUCUCCCAAAAGCACAGUGAUGGAACACAGGACAAUGACAUUCAGACUGGUGUCCUGCUUGCUUUCAUCCCAGAAUCUAAAGCCUGGGCAGUUCCUACAAGCGAUGAAGAAAGUGGAUCAGGGCAAAGUCCCUCAGAUAGCCUCAAUGACAACGAGACUUCCACAGAUUUCAGUUUUCCAGAUGUCAAUGAAAGAGAUGUUGACGGGGUCCUGGAAGCAGGUGACUCAGAAAUGACUCCUGAGUCCCCAGAGUCCUCCACACCAACUGUUACUGGCAGGCACUCAGAAGUGUUCAACAUUUCAGAGGCAGAAGCCAGUAAUAGUAGCCAUGAGUCUCGUGUUGGUCUAGCUGAGGGGCUGGAGUCCGAGAAGAAGGCAGUUAUACCUCUCGUGGUUGUGUCAGCCCUGACGUUUAUCUGUCUAGCGGUUCUUGUGGGUAUUCUCAUCUACUGGAGGAAAUGCUUCCAGACAGCACACUUUUAUUUGGAGGACAGUACUUCUCCUCGAGUAAUAUCCACACCUUCAUCCCCUAUUUUUCCAAUUUCAGAUGAUGUUGGAGCAAUUCCAAUAAAGCACUUUCCAAAGCAUGUUGCAGACUUACAUGCAAGUAGUGGUUUUACUGAAGAAUUUGAGACACUGAAAGAGUUUUACCAGGAAGUACAGAGCUGUACUGCUGACUUAGGUAUUACAGCAGACAGCUCCAAUCACCCAGACAAUAAGCACAAGAACCGAUAUAUAAAUAUUGUUGCCUAUGAUCAUAGUAGAGUUAAACUUGCACAACUAGCUGAAAAAGAUGGCAAACUGACUGAUUACAUCAAUGCCAAUUAUGUUGAUGGUUACAACAGACCAAAAGCUUACAUUGCUGCCCAAGGCCCACUGAAAUCCACAGCUGAAGACUUUUGGAGAAUGAUAUGGGAGCAUAAUGUGGAAGUCAUCGUUAUGAUAACAAACCUCGUGGAGAAAGGAAGGAGAAAAUGUGACCAAUAUUGGCCUGCUGAUGGUAGUGAAGAGUAUGGAAACUUUCUGGUCACUCAGAAGAGUGUUCAAAUCCUUGCUUAUUAUACUGUGAGGAAUUUUACUCUAAGAAACACAAAGAUAAAAAAGGGCUCCCAGAAAGGAAGACCCAAUGGGCGUGUGGUCACGCAAUACCACUACACACAGUGGCCUGACAUGGGAGUGCCAGAGUACUCGCUGCCCGUGCUGACCUUCGUGAGAAAGGCGGCCCAUGCCAAGCGCUACGCAGUGGGGCCUGUCGUUGUCCACUGCAGUGCUGGAGUUGGAAGAACAGGCACAUAUAUUGUGCUAGACAGUAUGUUGCAGCAAAUUCAACAUGAAGGCACAGUCAACGUGUUUGGUUUCCUAAAACACAUUCGUUCACAAAGAAAUUAUUUGGUGCAAACGGAGGAACAGUAUGUCUUCAUUCAUGAUGCACUGGUUGAGGCCAUACUUAGCAAGGAGACCGAAGUGCCAGACAGUCACAUUCACGCCUAUGUCAAUGCGCUCCUCAUUCCUGGACCCACAGGCAAAACAAAGCUUGAGAAACAAUUCAAGCUCCUGAGUCAAUCAAAUAUUCAACAGAGUGACUAUUCUACAGCCCUAAAGCAAUGCAACAGGGAAAAGAACAGAACUUCUUCUAUCAUUCCUGUGGAAAGGUCAAGGGUUGGCAUUUCGUCCCUGAGUGGGGAAGGCACAGACUACAUCAAUGCCUCCUAUGUCAUGGGUUAUUAUCAGAGCAGUGAGUUUAUCAUCACCCAGCAUCCCCUUCUCCACACCAUCAAGGAUUUCUGGAGGAUGAUCUGGGACCAUAAUGCCCAGCUGGUGGUUAUGCUUCCUGAUGGUCAAAACAUGGCAGAAGAUGAAUUUGUUUAUUGGCCAAAUAAAGAUGAGCCUAUAAAUUGUGAGAGUUUUAAGGUAACUCUUAUGGCUGAAGAACACAAAUGUCUAUCUAAUGAAGAAAAACUUUUAAUUCAAGAUUUUAUCUUAGAAGCUACACAGGAUGAUUAUGUACUUGAAGUGAGACAUUUUCAGUGUCCCAAAUGGCCAAAUCCAGAUAGUCCCAUUAGUAAAACUUUUGAACUUCUAAGUAUUAUCAAAGAAGAAGCUGCCAGCAGGGAUGGACCCAUGAUUGUUCAUGAUGAGCAUGGAGGAGUGACAGCAGGGACUUUCUGUGCUCUGACAACCCUAGUGCACCAACUAGAAAAAGAAAAUUCCAUGGAUGUUUACCAGGUAGCCAAGAUGAUUAAUUUGAUGAGGCCAGGAGUCUUUGCUGACAUUGAGCAGUAUCAGUUCCUCUACAAAGCGGUCCUCAGCCUUGUGAGCACGAGGCAGGAAGAGAAUCCAUCCACCUCCCUGGACAGUAAUGGCACAGCAUUGCCUGAUGGAAAUAGAGCGGAAAGCUUGGAGUCUUUAGUUUAACACAGAUAGGAUGAGGAAAGUCCGUGUCUGCACAUUGCUUUCCUUUCUAAAAUUAGACUGGAAAAAUCAGUUCAGUUUUUGUUAUGUUUUUCUCUCACCUGGCAGUGACUUUCAUGACAUAGGGUUCUGCUGCCAAAUUUACAUCAUUAACAAAGUGUGCCUUCGUGCAAAACUUCUUGUAACUCACUUACUGUGUUUCAACUAAAAUGACUGAAUUUUACAAUAUUUCUAAGAAUAAAAUUAUGGCAGUUUUUUUUGUAUUGAUUUUAACAGAAAUUUUCAAUUUAUAGGUAUUAGAAAUUUCCAACUACAGAGGACAUGUUUGUUUUUAGUGUCAAAAUUUUAGCUAUAUUUGUAGCAAUCAUCAGGUUUGCUGGAAAUGUAACUUUUAAUAUAGUAGACUGUAAAUAAAAUGCUGCUCCCUGUGAUAUUCAUCAUUUUACAACUGCAGUAUUCACUUAAAAUAGGAAAUAUUCUGAUACUUACUGUAAAUACUGGUCUAGUGUCUCCAUGGACCAAAUUUAUAUUUAUAAUUCUAGAUUUUUAUAUUUUACUACUGAGUCAAUUUUCUAGUUGUGUGUAAUUGUUUAAUGAUACAGUUUUUAUCUGCUCUUGCUCUCUAAGUCUCCUGAUAUUGUUUCAUGUUAUCUUAGUGAUUAACUCCGUUUUAGCAUGUGAUUUUA